This is a messenger RNA of Rhopalosiphum maidis (corn leaf aphid), 3621 nucleotides long. RefSeq names its product probable G-protein coupled receptor No18 (gene Oct-TyrR). Bases 660 to 1970 code for a protein of 436 amino acids. Gene Ontology annotation, cellular component: membrane. Lineage: Eukaryota; Metazoa; Arthropoda; Insecta; Hemiptera; Aphididae. The transcript has 4 exons. Gene Ontology annotation, molecular function: octopamine receptor activity. Gene Ontology annotation, biological process: adenylate cyclase-activating adrenergic receptor signaling pathway. The record is from RefSeq and is a predicted model, not a curated record.
UCGUUCAUACGCCGCCGUAAAACGACCAGUUUUUCCGGACCGGGGGGCGGGGUGACUCGCGCGUGUUCGUCGACGGACUCGUUAUCCCCCGACCGCGCUGUACCUCUAAUCACACGAAUGAGUACGUACCCGCCUAUUGAGCAAGUAGUCACGUAUAUAAGUUCAAUAAAUACAUAGCAUUUGAGUGCGUCGACCGUGUGUUUUCGGUAAUUUCGCGGAGGAGUGCGCGUCUCGACGAGAGGCGAAUAAAAGCAAAAACAAAAAAAAGCAAACGUCCUCGUCUCGUGAUCGCAAUACCGAUUUUCAAUAGCAAAACUUAUAAACUUGUAAUCGUGAUAACAUAGUACGUAUACGGGUGGUGCCUUCAGUAUGCGUCUACCGUUCUUGGACGAACAGUUAGCGGUGGUAGCCCUGCCUAGUCGGGAUCGGUAUUCUUGAGCCUCCUUGAGCGUUCAACCACGCCUCGGCUUGCAAGGUUGAGUGGAAAUCAAGUCUACCACAUACCUGCAAGUAUCAAUUCAACCCAAGUUUCUUACAAAUUGCGAAUCGUACUAAAUAAGCAUUGAAAAUGUUCGUUAUGAAAAAAAAUUUACAACGAAGUCUUUAGCAUCUCCACCAAGUACUUAAAAUUAGAAUCUCUAGCGGCGGCGGCGUGACAAAUGAUCAACAAAACGUCGGCGGCUGCGGCGAUCGAGGUGGCCACUGCGGCCGCAGACAGCUGCGGUACGGCCGGCAACAACGGGACCAUGACCGGUCCGGCCGCCAUGGUGACGGUGAUCGCGGUGAUCGCGGUGACCACGGCGCUGAUCGUGGUCACCGUGUUCGGCAACAUACUGGUCAUCAUGAGCGUGGUGCAGUACCCGCCGCUCCGGUCCGUGCCAAACAUAUUCAUCGUGUCGCUGGCCGUGGCCGACCUGACCGUGGCCAUCGGCGUGCUGCCGCUGAACGUCGUGUACAACGUGACGGGCGUUUGGCUGUUCGGCGGCGUCGUGUGCAAGCUGUGGCUGACGUGCGACGUGCUGUGCUGCACCGCGUCCAUACUGAAUCUGUGCGCCAUCGCGCUGGACAGGUACCGGGCCAUCACGCAGCCGAUAGCGUACGCGCAGAAGCGAACCGUUUCUCGGGUCAUGUGGACGGUGGCGCUGGUGUGGAUCGCCAGCGCGGUCAUCAGCUCGCCGCCGCUCAUCGGCUGGAACGACUGGCCGGACGUGUUCGACGAGAGCACGCCGUGCACGCUCACCACGCACCCCGGUUACGUGGUGUACUCGUCCAUGGGAUCGUUUUACAUACCGCUGGUGGUGAUGAGCAUCACGUACCUCAGAAUAUACGUGGCCACCAGGCGGCGGCUGAGGCGCCGGGCCAAGCAGGUAGCCGUGUCGCAGGACAGCCGGCCACAGCGGUCGGCGGUGUCCGCGGCGCUGCCGGCGACGGCCGGUUCGUCGUGCAAACGGAAGGACGCGGACGCCGACGGUGGCGGUGGCCACGCCAAGAUGACGGUGGACGCGGCAACCGCCGACUCGGCCAGCAGCAGCGACGAGGUGGACGCGGCCACCAACGGCACGGGCGCCAGCAGCGACAAGCAGCGGGCGGGGCGAGGCGCGUCGGUGGCGGUGCGGGCGGCGCCGUCGAUGGGCAAGCACGUCAACCAACUGCUGGAGCACAAGCAGCGCAUAUCGCUGUCCAAGGAACGCAAGGCGGCCAAGACGCUCGGCGUCAUCAUGGGGGUGUUCGUCGUCAGCUGGCUGCCGUUCUUCGUCAUCUACCUGUUCUUUCCGUUCUGCAAAUCGUGCUGUCCACCGUCCAAGGUGCUCGUCAACGUGGUCACGUGGCUCGGUUACCUGAACUCGACCGUCAACCCGAUCAUAUACACGCGGUGCAACAUGGACUUCCGGCGAUCGUUCAAGAAGAUAUUGCACAUGGACGGCCAACACCAACACCAACACCUACCACAACAGAACCACCACCGCUGAAUCAACGCACCGCGCCGGUCGAAUGACUGUGCUGCGAUACCGUGUCGCCUCCACCUGCCAACGAUUGCGUCCCCCGCCGACACCAUCAACCUCCACUGGUCUUGUAACGAUUAUAUUAUGAUAGUCUUUGGAUCUUUGACAGAAGUGUCCGGAAAUACUGUUUGUAACUCCGGGACGGUAAUCGGAAGUAUAACACCGGACACAGUUUGAUCGAUCCAUUGCUUUAUAAUAUUAUAUUACGCGAUACAAGUCGACGUGUAAAUAUAUUUUAUGUAUGUGGGUGUUUACGGAUGUAUUUAAUAAUGUUUUGUUAUCGGUUUUUAUAAAUUGUUUUGAUUUGUCGUCGUCGUACGUGACAAUGGCGAUACACCGACUCGUAUUUCCGAUGUACCUAUAUAACUAUGUAUACGAAGUAUUGACAUCCAGAUUGUUUUUGACGUAAAACACCUAGUGAAUUUUUGUAUAAUUUAGGUAUUUUUACUUUUGAGAUUCCAUUUUACAAAAUAUAAAUAUAGGUCAUAGUUGUACAUUUCGCUCAAAAAUUGUUUUCUCUUUUCGUCCGCGUUCCAGCGAUAUAACACUUCAAGGAUUGCGUAUUUUCUUAUUUUCACAUUAUAUUUUUUUUUAAAUAACAAAAUAUUUAAAGACGUUUAAAACCGUUAAAAUAAUGAAUGCCAUCAGAAAGCGUGAAGGUUGUAUGAAAGUUGAUACUUUUUUUUUUGUAGAAAUAUGAAAUAAUAAAUAUCAUAUGAUUAUAUUUUGAGUAACGAACAAUCGUGUAAGGAAAAAAUAUGAAACCCUUCGCCACAGAUAAUAAUGAAUUCUGCUGGAACUAUAAAUCGGCAACGAUUUUAUUUUGCAUUUGUAACUCUAAUGUUUUUUUUAUCAAACACAUAUUAAUAUAUUUUUCUUUGAGGUGAAAUUUGACUUGUUCCAUAUGAGUAUAACAUUUCGUGAAAGUUAAACUUAAUGAUGUACAACUUACGUUAAAUAUAUAUAGUUUUUGAAUUAUUACCUAAACGAUUCCAAAAAUAUUAAUUGUAGUUACGCGGACGAUAAAGGAAGCAUAAAAUGUAUCAUAUCUGGGCGAACAGUGUCUCGUCCCAAACAUCAAAUACCAUAAAUAUAAUAUUAUGAUGACUACAUAUAAAUUUAUAAUAAUAUUAUACUUUUCACCAAAACCAAACUGAAUUAAUGACCGGAAAUACACAGCGAUUGUGUUUUAUGCAGAAGUUUGGUAUGUCAUAUAUGAUAAAAAAAAAAAUCUAUUUAAUAUUAUGAAUUAUUUCGUGUAGAUUAAAAGCGAUUUCAAACCAAUAUUUACAUAGAAUUUUUAACCAGAUAAACAGCACUGUACCUAUGUCAUGUUGUUUAAAAUUGCCUUCGUCAUAUUUACAAAUACUAUUGUAUACCUAUUAUAAAAACAUAUUUAUAUCAGAAUACUAUGAGAUAUUUGUUGAAAAUAUAUAUCAUGCAAUAUGUAGUGAUCGACUAAAGAAAUGUUGAAAAAUAUAAUAAUAUAUUCAAUCUGUUCGUGAUAAAAAAUAAUAAGGUCAUCUGCACGAAAACAAACUUAUAUUUCUCUUCAUACUAGUAUACUACAAUAUACAAUACACAAUUGUUUUAUUAAUUUAUUUAUAAUUAUUCAACA